CACACUUUCAACCUCUAUCAUGGAGUCUCCGUUUAAAGGUUGCUCUUGAUGUAGCCAAAGGGCUUGCAUUCCUUCACAGUGCAGAAACAAAUUUGAUGUGUGUUCAUUUUAACACUACCAGUGUCUUACUUGACUCGAAUUACAAUGCAAAACUUUCGGCCUUUGGGUUGCUAAAGCAUCGACAGAUAAGCAACAUAGGUCAUUGCAUGCAGUUGGAGUUCAGCUCUGGUGGAUAUAUAGCUCCCGAAAUUUUAUUAACUGGCUUUUAUACUGCUAAGGGUACUGUCUACAAUUUCGGAGUAGUCCUACUUGAAAUGUUUACCGGCGAGAGGUUGAUGGAUAGGAAUCGACCAACUGGGCAACAGAAUCUGCUGGAGUGGGUUAGACCAUACCUGGCUAACAAACGCAAGGUCUUAAAAGUUUUGGACACGCAUCUCGAAGGGCAGUAUUCAGUUGAGGAAGCCUAUGAACUAGCCACACUCACCUUGCGAUGCAUAUCAACAUCACCCCGUUUCAGGCCAAAGAUAGAUGAAGUUGUUACAUUACUGGAGCAGCUGCAGGCUCCUAAUAAUGCUGAUUCAGGCAACCAAAUUCCUUCUUCUAGCGAGUCUCGGCCCUCUGCCUCAAUUCUAUAUACUUGAAACUUAACACAGCCUAAUAAUAUAAAGGAGAUACUACAAUGAAAACUUUAAAUUUUUUUUUUUUUUACUUUUGGAUG
Messenger RNA from Arachis duranensis, 718 nucleotides. Its product is annotated as probable serine/threonine-protein kinase PBL9. The coding region runs from base 96 to 641 and encodes 181 amino acids. Lineage: Eukaryota; Viridiplantae; Streptophyta; Magnoliopsida; Fabales; Fabaceae. The record is from RefSeq and is a predicted model, not a curated record. Gene Ontology annotation, molecular function: ATP binding; protein kinase activity. Gene Ontology annotation, biological process: protein phosphorylation. The transcript is spliced from 3 exons.